AUGACCAUGAGUGAAGUGGACAGAACAUCCGAGACUGACCAUGUUAUCGUCCUCACACCCGAAGAGAAGAGAGUUUUCGGGCAGCUUUUCCAGGCUGCUGACCGCGACGGACUCAGCGUUGUUACGGGAGAGCUAGCUGUUAAAUUUUUCGAAAAGUCUGGGCUUAACCCGAGAAUCCUUGGAGAGAUUUGGGGGAUCGCGGACACGCAAAACCGAGGACUGCUCACAAAAGUCGGCUUCAGUGUUGCUCUUAGAUUGAUUGGACAAGCGCAGAAUGGGCAGCAUCCUCGCCCCGAGCUGGCGCAACACCCUGGACCGCUCCCAGUGUUCGAGGGUGUAAACAUUAUAAAUACACCGGCGCCUCCAGUUACUUCUUCGCCGCCGCCGCCGCCAACGGCCCCGGUUCAACAGGCCCAACUUUCGGGUCCAGGAGGAGGGAUGAUAAGAGUUCCUCCUAUCACGAUUCAGGAUGUGGAGAGAUUCACGGGACUUUUCGAAAAGUCCGGGGCCCAGGAUGGUGUCCUGCCAGGUGAUGUAGCGAAGAGCAUCUUCCAACGUGCCAAGCUUCCGAACCAGACUCUAGGAUUGAUUUGGAACCUUGCCGACCGACAACACCGAGGCGUUCUCGGCCCAGCAGAGUUCGUGGUCGCUAUGCACUUAAUUACCUGUUCCAAGAAUGGAUCACUACCCGUAUUGCCUCAAAUCCUUCCCCCCGGUUUCUAUGAAGCUGCAGCUGGUAGAAUUCCCGCGCGACCUGGCCCAGAUCGGCGACAGGCCGGGAGAGGCGUUCCACCGAAUAUGCCUCCUAUUCCACCAAUUCCGAAGCAAUUUAGUGGAAACCUACAGCAACGUGCUCAGUCGCCUUUAUCGAGGCAGUUCACCCCUCCGGUUACGCAGGCUCUCCCUCGUCAGGGAACUGGGGAUUGGGCAAUUAAUGCUGCCGAUAAGGCUCGUUUUGAUCAAGUCUUUUUGACAAUUGACAAGCAGAAUAGAGGCUUCAUCACUGGAGAGGAGGCUGUUCCUUUCUUUGGAAACUCAAACCUUCCAGAAGAUAUACUUGCUACUAUCUGGGAUCUUGCAGAUAUUACUAAGGCGGGGCGUUUGAACCGCGAUGAGUUUGCUAUUGCUAUGCACCUUAUACGUCAACAACGCAACUCUCCUGGUGCAGGUUCGUUGCCUGAAGUUCUUCCUAUGAAUUUAAUCCCCCCGUCUAUGCGCCAACAGGUGCAAUUCUCACAACGUAUUGACCCCACCCAUGACUUAAAUGAAUCUCUUACUUACUAUAAAUCAGCUCUCCCAAGCCCCUACGAACCCCAAGCACCCCCAGCCCCACCCCUACCACCAAAGGCAGCUUCAGAUGACUUGUUUGAUUUGGACUUUUCAGGCACGCCAGCAUCAGCACCGGCGCCGCCAGCCUCUGCCCCUCCUCCAGCUUCGCUAAGUCCAUUUGAUACUGAUGUUUUUGGUAUGAAGUCCGCCCCGCCAACUGGUGCGACUGCUGGAGCUCCGUCGGGGACGGCUUCACAAGCUCCCAAUUUUUUUACAACCACUGCGCGUACAUUUGUCCCUACAUCUGGUUUUGGACAGGCCAUGAUUUCUCCUUCACAGACCGGAGGUUCUAGUACUUCUGCAACCGCAAAUCGUCCCGUACCUCCCAUGAUGGAUGAUUUGCUUGGUGAUGCCGAUCCGGAAGUUAGCAAGAAACUUACAAACGAUACUACUGAAUUGGCAAAUCUGUCGAAUAAUAUUGGCACUUUGACCAAACAAACUACGGAGCUGAAGGGAAAGAGAGCUUCUACUGAGCAAGAGUUAUCUGCUCUCAGCUCCCAGAAGGCAGCUAUUGAAGCACAGUUGGCUACCUUAAGAGCAGCUUACGAGCGAGAGGCGGAACACGCUAAAAAGAUGGAAGAUCAGCUCGCGGCUUCAAAGGCAGAUACCAAUAGGCUACGCAUAGAGUAUGCAUCAGUGGAACAGAAUUAUAAUGAGCUUAUAUCCCGAAAGCAGGAAGUUUCCUCUGCACUCGAUUCCGAUAAAAGAGAGAACGAGAACCUGUCUCAGAGGAUGAAGGCACUCAAUGCGGAAAAUAUUAAUUUAAGACAGGAGCUAGAGAGAUUACAAUCGCAGGCCAGACAACAGAAAGGGUUAGUAGCUAUCAAUAAGAAACAAGUUGCCACUGGAGAAAUCGAGCGUGAUAGGCUUCAAAAAGAUAUCGAAGAUACCAGGUCAAACAUUGCCAGUCCUCCUCCUCCGGGCAGUCCGACGCCUUCAUCUGCCAGCAUAAAUACAAACCCUUUCCAUCGUAGGUCACCGCCAGCGACUGCAGAUUCAGCAUUUUCACCCUCACCAUUUGCUCCGGGAGCUACCGCACCCCAGGCCCCGAGUCUAGAUGAUGUUUUUGGUCCUGCAUUUGCUGUUUCGCCAAUGCCAACUGGGUCUUCUUUGACCUCCUUCCAUAGGGCACAAACUGAGGCAAGUGCUCCUUCGGCUUCCGAGGGCGGAAACGCCGAACACUCAACCCCACCCACAUCCCCACCAGGGUCGUCAUACCAUGGUUCUCCUCAACUUUCUGAAGUUCCUCCGGUUUCUGCCGCGGUUCAGAUGAAUCCAUCCUUUUUACCAUUCCAAAUCAAUCGUGCAGACUCAAUGACCUCCUCUGUACAGGUUAACCCGCCUGCUAGCGCCCACGGUGGCGAUGAGUUUUCGAGACCAGAUACGCCAAACUGGGCGACCCCCAGCGAUACUCCGGCCAGGGAAAGAGAUGCAUUUGUUAAGGCUGAAGACAGGAGGGGUAGUUUCAGCGUAAAAAGUGAUGCUGGUACCGAAGCUUCAGCUAAGGUAUCGUUCCUUGAUGGUGGAAAAGAGAAGACGAACAACGAUAGGUCGCCAUUUGCCUCUGUUAUGCCCGUGGAGAAGAAUACUACUGGAAGUACUACUGGUGGUGAGAGGCCUGGUAUGAGACCAUCUGAGAAGAGAGACUCCUUCUCAAGUUACGGAACGCCAUCCCAGUCGAUUCCUGGCGCAUUUCCAAGCAUUGAAGGAAUGCAGGCUCCAAUCAAACCCACUGCGACUGGCGAAAGUACUAUGAGUAACAAGAGCAGUGGCAGUGGUAUUGGAAAGUCUGCAUUUGGGUCAAUGCUUGCUAACCGGGCUGAUCCCAAAGAUUUCGAUGAUGCAUUCAAGACCUUUUCUGUAAGGACCCAGGAAAGACAAAACACCGGUGGAUCCGCCACCGGAAGUUUGAGCGCCAGUAGAUUCGAUAAAGAAUUCCCACCGAUAGAGGAGGUUGGGCCAGAUGAUGAUAGUGACAGUGAUGUCGAUAAGGGAUUUGAUGACAAUUUCACUUCCAGCCCUGUUCAAACCCAUACCCAGCCGGCCACCACUGCCCCCCCACCGACAACAAGUCCUGCUCCAAUGGAUCAGGGUAUAUCUAGGCCGCCUGCUCUGUCAGCUCAGCAGUCCCCCCCUGCGUACACCCCUGGAUCAAAGGCUGGAGAGAAGAAUCCGUUCCCGGAAUAUAGCGGGCUUCUUCCCUCCAGGACUGAUCCUAUGAAGCAUGAGGGCACUACUCCUGGUGGAGGCACCAACACAGUUAUUUUCCCUGGUUCUGCUCCUACAUCCCCCCAACAUACCGGCUCAAAUGCCUUUGGUCAGAAUAAUUCAAUUUUCUCCUCAUCACCCUCCGGUUCAAAAGGUCAAUCGUUGAGUGCCAACAACACUGGAAAUGUUUUCUCUGCUUCGCCUCCGAUCGUAUCCAAGAGUCCUGCUCCUUCUGCAGCGAAUACAGCUCAACCGUCGGCUAACCCCAUUCCUGACGAAUUUGAUGAUGAGUUUGGAGAUCUAGCAGAGGCCAAAGAAGCUGACGAUAAGGGCGACGACAACGAUUUUGGCGGGUUUGAUGACUUCAACCCCGUGUUCGAUUCUCAAUCCAGUCAUAGCAAUAACCAUACAGCAUCCGGUAAUGCUAUGGACGCCGAUGAAGGCUUCACAACAUUCAACUUCAAUAUCGAUUCUCCUUCAGCGCAGACACAAAAACAGGGGCAGCAACAACAGCAUGAAGAGGACUGGGAUGCUAUUUUUGAUUCGCCGCAACCUCCGAGGACGCAGACAAAUGGAGGAACUGAGGAGACUUCUGGACAGAGUGGUACGGGCCCCGUCGAUGUCGAGGCUGGGGGCGUUGCCCUGGCUGGUGAGAGCGACGCUGCAUCAGAGGAUGCAAAGAUUACUGAGUUGACCGGAUUGGGUUUUGGCAGAGAGAGUUCGGUGAAGGCACUCGAAAAGCAUGGUUACAACCUCGAACAAGCGGCAAACUCCCUCUUUUCGGAAGCGGAGUCGAAGUAA
This is a messenger RNA of Morchella sextelata, 4338 nucleotides long. RefSeq lists its product as uncharacterized. Bases 1 to 4338 code for a protein of 1445 amino acids. Gene Ontology annotation, molecular function: protein binding; calcium ion binding. The transcript is spliced from 5 exons. Gene Ontology annotation, cellular component: plasma membrane; cytoplasm. Gene Ontology annotation, biological process: endosomal transport; endocytosis. Lineage: Eukaryota; Fungi; Ascomycota; Pezizomycetes; Pezizales; Morchellaceae. The record is from RefSeq and is a predicted model, not a curated record.